Talaromyces stipitatus ATCC 10500 is the source of this 507-nucleotide messenger RNA. RefSeq lists its product as uncharacterized. Lineage: Eukaryota; Fungi; Ascomycota; Eurotiomycetes; Eurotiales; Trichocomaceae. The transcript is spliced from 7 exons. The coding region runs from base 1 to 507 and encodes 168 amino acids. The record is from RefSeq and is a predicted model, not a curated record.
AUGGCCGGCUUCCCAUCCCUCAAACCAGCUUUUACCGUACGGGUCGCGGUUGAUGCACCAUUUCCUGUUGGAAGCCAUCACCGCAAGGCGCCUCUUGUUGUUGUGCCAAUGGUCGGAGGAACCGUCAUCUCAGAACCCGGCUUUACCCCAGCCUUGAAUGCUAAAUUCGAAGGCAUUGGCAAUGACUACAUCCGCAACGAUCCCGAUGGAAAGUAUAUGCGUUUGAAUGCCCAUGGUGUGGUAAAGACAGACGAUGAUGCAUUAAUUUACAUUCAUUAUCAGGGAACAGUAAACUUGACCGAGGGCGUUGUCAAAGCCUUGUCAGGUCAAGCUGGCGAUGCAGAGACGCCGUAUGGUGAUAGCUUCACCUCGUUUAACAUUGAGACUGGAGAUGAGAGAUACAAGGACCUCGAGAACGGAGUUUUCGUCGGUCAGGGUCAUUUCGUUACCAAGACUGGAGAAAAGGCCAUUGUCGAAUACAAGGUCAGCCAGGUCGUUUUGGGUUAA